AGAUCGAGACUGACAGAACGUGUGGUGUGUGCUGUAGGAGCUACACAGCCCACCCCAAAAGAUUCAUAAUACUGGAAACCUCAAACACAGCAUGACUGCACAGCAGCUAGACAUUCAGCAGCUCACAACAACUGUGUGACGGGACAGAGCGCUCAAAACUUCACACAAGUUCAUGUGAGGAGUGUUACGGGGAACACAACUGGAGACUAAGCAGGUGGUGCUUCUGGAACAGAAAUAUAGGCCUAGCGGUUUCCUUGGAAACACCGUACACAAAGCAGCGAAGGUUCCUUUAUUAGGCAUCAUUACACAGAGACCAGGCUUGCCGCAGUCAGAAUGAGUGCUUCAGAGGAAAUAAUGGGGAUUCUCCAGAACGUCUGGACCAGACUGCAGGCUCUUCCCCAAGCCCACCCGCUCACGCAGACGGCGUUUCUCAUCAUCCUGCUGUUCUUCUUGACGUUCAUCGCUCUGAUCGUGACUGGAUGUGUUUAUGGCCGCUGUGGCUGCUGUACGGCAGGGACCAAAAACAGAGUCUCGGCCGUCUGAAACAUGGGCUCCACAAUAAAGAGGAAGAUAGAAGCAGACCACAAUGAGCUAAAAUAAAAUGUGAUAUCACACAGCCAGUGAAAGUGGCACACACUUAAAGCUGAAUGAAAGCAACACUCAUCAGCGACAGUUGUGAAGCAAAUCAGAAGAGCUUUAAACGCAGAAACAAGUGUUU
Messenger RNA from Cyprinus carpio (common carp), 718 nucleotides. RefSeq names its product small integral membrane protein 5 (gene smim5). NCBI's taxonomy places the organism in Eukaryota, Metazoa, Chordata, Actinopteri, Cypriniformes, Cyprinidae. The record is from RefSeq and is a predicted model, not a curated record.